CUGCGCUACUGCCGGACCGGGGCGGUUAUGGCGGCUCCAUAUUAACACCCUCCUCCUCCUCUCUCCCUCCCGCCCGCGCUCGUAAGCCAGCUCCCCCUUCACCCUGACGCCUGCCUCUUCCCCUCACCUUUCCCCCUCCCCUCUUCUACCAUGCCUGGCAUGAUGGAGAAAGGGCCCGAGUUACUGGGGAAGAACCGAGCGGCCAACGGCAGCGCCAAGAGCCCAGUGGGCGGCGGCGGCGGCGGCGGCGGCGCCUCAUCCACCAACGGCGGGCUGCACUACUCGGAGCCCGAGAGCGGCUGCAGCAGCGACGACGAGCACGGUGAUGUUGGGAUGAGAGUCGGAGCUGAAUACCAAGCUCGGAUCCCUGAAUUUGAUCCAGGUGCUACAAAGUACACAGAUAAAGACAAUGGAGGGAUGCUUGUAUGGUCUCCAUAUCACAGUAUCCCAGAUGCCAAAUUGGAUGAAUAUAUUGCAAUUGCAAAGGAGAAACAUGGCUACAAUGUGGAGCAGGCACUUGGCAUGUUGUUCUGGCAUAAACAUAACAUUGAGAAGUCCCUUGCUGAUCUCCCUAAUUUCACUCCCUUUCCGGAUGAGUGGACAGUGGAAGAUAAAGUCCUAUUUGAACAAGCCUUUAGUUUUCAUGGGAAGAGCUUUCACAGGAUUCAGCAAAUGCUUCCAGAUAAGACAAUUGCAAGCCUUGUAAAAUAUUACUAUUCCUGGAAAAAAACUCGCUCUAGGACAAGUUUGAUGGAUCGCCAGGCUCGUAAACUAGCCAAUAGACAUAAUCAGGGUGACAGUGAUGAUGAUGUGGAAGAAACACACCCAAUGGAUGGGAAUGAUAGUGAUUAUGAUCCCAAAAAAGAAACCAAAAAAGAGGGUAAUACUGAACAACCUGUCCAAACUAGCAAGAUUGGACUUGGAAGGAGAGAGUAUCAGAGUUUACAACAUCGCCAUCAUUCUCAGCGUUCUAAGUGCCGUCCACCCAAGGGCAUGUAUUUAACCCAGGAAGAUGUGGUAGCUGUUUCUUGUAGUCCCAAUGCAGCCAACACCAUCCUGAGGCAACUGGACAUGGAGCUGAUCUCUCUAAAACGUCAGGUUCAGAAUGCUAAGCAAGUAAACAGUGCACUAAAACAGAAAAUGGAAGGUGGAAUUGAAGAAUUCAAACCUCCUGAGUCAAAUCAGAAAAUUAAUGCCCGUUGGACCACAGAGGAGCAGCUUCUAGCAGUGCAAGGUGUCCGCAAAUAUGGUAAAGAUUUUCAAGCUAUUGCAGAUGUAAUUGGCAACAAGACUGUUGGCCAAGUGAAGAACUUCUUUGUAAACUACAGGCGUCGGUUUAACUUAGAGGAGGUAUUGCAGGAGUGGGAAGCAGAACAAGGAACCCAGGCUUCUAAUGGUGAUGCUUCUACUUUAGGGGAGGAGACAAAAAGUGCUUCUAAUGUGCCAUCAGGGAAGAGCACUGAUGAAGAAGAGGAGGCACAGACCCCACAAGCUCCUCGGACUCUGGGUCCAUCACCUCCUGCCCCAUCAUCCACUCCAACACCAACAGCCCCCAUUGCCACUCUGAACCAGCCUCCACCACUUCUUCGUCCAACACUGCCUGCUGCCCCUGCUCUUCACCGGCAGCCUCCUCCACUCCAGCAGCAGGCUCGGUUCAUCCAGCCCCGGCCAACUUUAAAUCAGCCUCCACCACCUCUCAUUCGCCCUGCUAAUUCUAUGCCACCCCGUCUAAACCCGAGACCAGUGUUGUCCACGGUUGGUGGUCAACAGCCACCAUCACUUAUUGGAAUUCAGACAGAUUCACCGUCCUCACUGCACUAAAAAUUAAAUUGGACAGAGCUACAGUAACUUUUCACCCCAUCAUUAUACUAGUGCUCAUCUGACUAAUGCAAAAGAGGAAAGAAUAAUCCUUCGUAGUGAGGCUGCGAACUAUUUCUGUGGCAGUGCACUAGCGUAAGUGGAUGUCCAAGAAAUUUUUCAGUUCACUAGACUGAAAUGUUAUACAACGAAAAGCCUCCAGUUAGCCUCCUUUCUAGAGUAUAUGUUCAGCAAUGUGAUCUCAUAAAAGGAAAAAAAAAAAGUUUUAAGUAUUCUAUAC
Cynocephalus volans (Philippine flying lemur) is the source of this 2098-nucleotide messenger RNA. It is a transcript of the gene RCOR3, whose product is annotated as REST corepressor 3. The transcript is spliced from 12 exons. The record is from RefSeq and is a predicted model, not a curated record. Bases 151 to 1821 code for a protein of 556 amino acids. Gene Ontology annotation, cellular component: histone deacetylase complex; transcription regulator complex. Gene Ontology annotation, biological process: negative regulation of DNA-templated transcription; regulation of transcription by RNA polymerase II. Gene Ontology annotation, molecular function: transcription corepressor activity. Lineage: Eukaryota; Metazoa; Chordata; Mammalia; Dermoptera; Cynocephalidae.